AUGGUUUCCGAUGGAGAUGAGAAGAAAACGACGAGCGAAUCGUCAACUCUUGCACAACUUCUUGAACUCUGCAAUGGAAAUGAAGAGGAUAGAGGAAAGGGAGAGGAGUUGGCUGAUGAGAUCAUAAAAACUUUGGAAACUGCAGUUGGUCGGAAAAGAAUCGAUAAGGAAUUGAUUGCGAAUGGGGAUCGAAAAUUAAAUCAAUUAUUGACGGGAAUACAGUCCUUGCACAGUGAUCCAGUUCUUGAAGCACUUCUUCUCGUACUUGAAUCAUUCAUCGUUCAUUCAAAUGCUCAUUCGAAACGGCUUCGAAAAGUCGCUCGUUUGGAUGGAGUCUCGUGUUUGAUUCGAACGAUUCGAACGGCUUUCAAACAAACAACGACAAUUGCGAUUAUUGCUCGUCUAGCUGAUAUGUUGUUGAUUGUGGCGGUGAAGGAUCGAAAACUUGCGCUAAAGCUUCGAAUGAGUGGAACGAUUCCGUCAAUUGUUUCUUCAACUCUUGAUUCUUCAAAAAUCGAACGAAAAUUUCAAUUGUCGUUGCUGAGGCUUCUUUGUCGAGCUCUUAGAUCGCCUCGAAAUGCGCAAAUGAUCUCGAAACAUCGCCCGAAUCUCAUCCAAAUCGUCACCAUGUUGACAGAAUUUCAUCGAGAGGAUCGAGAAAGAACGUCAACUGCUUCGGAGACAUUACUCUACGCUUUAGCAAGAUUACUCGAAUCCAUGUUUCUCAUCGCGAAAAAUAAAAAAGCCCGAACCCAUCUGGCAAACGAGGCGACACGCAUUGUUCAUGAGAUUUGGCUCUACAAUCUAAACGAACGGAGAAAUAGCCUUCCUGAGAUUCGAGAGGAAGUGGCGCUCGUUGCAACAGCUGUUUUAAGGCUACUCGUCAAAAAUAAAAAGUCGAAAGAGGUGAUGGUGCAGUUGGAUACGGUCCGCAUUUGUGGUGAGAUUGUCGCGAAUGAAUCCGAGAAAUCUGAUGAGGCCCAAAAUCCGCUCAUUGCACAAUUGCAGGAGUCUUUGUGCGGUUUGUGUCUUCGUUGCAUGCCGACCGAGCCGUUUCCAUUGCCGGCUAGCACAAGUUUCCCGUAUACUUUGAUCCUUCCCGCUGAGCAAAUUGAAAGACGGCGAUCGAUUUCGAGAACGGUGCACGCUGCCCGACCACCGAGCACGUCGAAGACUCGGAUUGCGGCGAAUGGAAAUGAUGGAACACAGGAGGCUUUUCUUGGGUCAAGCGAAGACGAGGAUGUUGGAGAGGAGGACGAAUUCUUGACACUACUUGAAAGUCGAGACUUUCGAAAGUUGAAUGGGAAAGGGGAUGGGUUGCUGAUUGGAGCCGAGGAUGAGGAAACUGCCACCGAAAAGGAUAAACCCCAGAUUUUCAAUCGACAAGAGACACUUGAGUUACGAGAAAAUUACGAGAGUGCGUUUUCCGAAUUCGAUCGAGGAGUUGAGGUGUCUUUUGCUGGCUUUUCACAACCGCCCACUCAUUUAGAGGCGAUUCGGGCUGAAGUGAUGACAAGCCGUUCCGUGAUACGUUUUGUGAAAAUUGCAUACCCAGAGAUUUGCGGACCAGAUAUCGAUCUAGAGAUGCAACCAUUCAAAUCGACUAAUGCUGGCGUUAGAACGAUUCUCACUAGCCAACUUGCCCAUUCGCGCAUUCGGAACGAAUUUGAGCGCCGUGUCGUUUACUCACUCGAUUCCAUUUCCGAUUUUCAAUCGACAGCUGAUAGUCCGAGAGUUCCAUUGGGGAAUGAUGAUGUACAAAGGGUUGGCCGUGUCACCUCGAUCGAUCACCUACUUUUCGAGAGCCGUUUCGAAGCCGGAAAUCUUCGAAUGGCUACUAUGGUUGGACCAAAUCAUUAUGAGCUCAUCUUGUCUCCAGACGUCAACGAAACCAGAAAUCAUUUUCAGUGGUUUUAUUUUGAGAUCUCGAACAAUCGAGCAAACGUCCCGUACACGUUCGAGAUUAUCAAUUGCCUCAAGCCGACGAGUAUGUUUGGAAGAGGCAUGCAACCAGUGAUGUUCUCGGUGAGUGAAGCAAUGGAGGGACGACCGGGAUGGGUACGAGCUGGGCAAAAGAUUCACUACUACCGCAAUCUCUACACGCUAAACCAGGAAAAUGAUGAGAAUGACAAUAAACGACCGGGAUGUCUUUACACGACUCGUUUCACUGUUUCUUUUCGUCACAAAUUUGAUGUCAUCUACAUUGCAUACCAUUUCCCGUACACUUAUUCCUUUAUGAAGACAAUCAUUCAUCGGCAUCUAAUCACAGGAAAUAGCGAAUCAUCAAGAAUACGAGCUGAUGUUAUUGGUCAAUCACUUGCCGGAAAUCCCAUUCACGUUUUAACAAUCACAGCACCUGGAACAAAAGAGGAGAUCGAGAAACGUGAAAUAAUCGUUUUGAUGUCUCGAGUUCAUCCGGGAGAAAGUAACGCUUCGUGGAUGAUGCAUGGAAUUCUCAACACUUUGACUGCGAAUAAUCGAUCGAUUCGUGAUCUGCUUUCUCGUUUCAUUUUCAAGGUGAUUCCGAUGUUGAAUCCGGAUGGAGUGAUCAAUGGAAGCCAUCGGUGUUCUCUAGCUGGGGUCGACCUGAAUCGUGUCUGGGAUCGUCCAUCGAAAAGCCGACACCCGGAAAUCUAUCACGCGAAGGGGCUCGUUCAAUAUAUGGUGGAAGUCCUUGAGCGGCGCCCAUUUUGUGUCAUCGACCUGCACGGGCACUCGAGAAAGAUGAACGUUUUCAUGUACGGGAACAAUCCGAUGGAGAGUUGGCGACUCUCUGAUCGCCAAUCUUUUACCGACCUUGAUGAAAAUCCCGAUUUCCGUUUUCUACCCGAAAUUCUUGACAAGCUAUCACCUGGUUUUUCGCUGAAAUGCUGCCGUUUCUCGAUCACGAAACCAAAGGAGGCGUCGGCGAGAAUUGCCCUUUGGCGUCAAUUCUCUCUCUCGCGCGUCUACACGAUGGAAUCCACGUAUUGUGGUUUUGAUGCCGGUAAAUAUCAUGGAUAUCAGAUUGGCGUUUUCGAGUUGAAAGAGGUUGGCGCCAAGUUGAUCGCCUCGAUUUCGGCUCUUCAAACGAAAAAAGUCGACGAUUCGCUCGGCUUUCUGCGCGAGGCUGCAAACGAGAAUUCACAGAAUUCACAGAGUCAACAGAAAAAUCGAAAAAGCGAUCGAUCACGCUCGAAAAGUGCCACCAAGUCGGGUAAACGAGCCACCAUCGAGCAGGUGAAAUGCCCGCGAAAACACAAAUCGAUUCUCGAGGAU
This is a messenger RNA of Mesorhabditis belari, 3258 nucleotides long. The record is from the annotation of a GenBank genome assembly. Lineage: Eukaryota; Metazoa; Nematoda; Chromadorea; Rhabditida; Rhabditidae.